GGAAAGGAGUGCGUUUGAGUACAUUCGUGGUCGUGGUCGUGGUCGUGGCCGUGGUCGUACAUCGUCAUCAAGUGGUAGUCAAACAUCUUCGUCGGUGAAUAUGCCCGGCACCGGCAGAAUGGACAUUGAACAUUUUCCAUAUAAAGACAGGAUCCCUAACAUCAUGAUGCCGUUCCUGGACGGGUGGAAUGAUGUGGUUGCAGAUGGUAACUGUGGAUUUCGGGUUGUGGCUGAUGUGUUUCAGAUGGGUGAAGACAACUACGGUUUAGUGCGUCAGUUGAUGUACAGUGAAAUCGCCUCAAACCGAGCUGUUUAUCGCCACGUGUACGGACAGGACUUGGAUAGGUCUCUGCAGCGUAUCCGGUGGGGAGGAGGACGUUGCGGUCAAAAUCAUUGGUUCGACGCGCCCCUUGAUCUCUUCGCCGUUGCAAACAUCUACAAGUGUGCAGUGAUGCAUUUCGGCCUUGGUUUGCAUGGUCGAGCUUACUAUCCGUGUACCACGGUUCUGCCUUGGUGUUCGCGUGAGACCGUCACCAGACCGGUAAGAGAGGUUGCUAUUGGAUUUCUGGGGCCGUCAUACAGACAUUUCAUCCGACUGGACCUGUCACCCGAUUUUCCGGUCCCACCGAUUAUACCAACGUGGUACACCAUUCGUACAGCAAGCGUAGAGGGCUGGGAUGCGUUAUAUCAUGACCGGGUGCAGCAGUGGAACAAUCUAGUUGCCUUUUCUAUGUGACCUAAUAUUGCUAUUGCUAUGUUUUUCCCAUUUAUUUAAUUUUCGGAUUCUAAUUUUCGUA
This is a messenger RNA of Chenopodium quinoa (quinoa), 797 nucleotides long. RefSeq lists its product as uncharacterized. The coding region runs from base 101 to 736 and encodes 211 amino acids. The transcript is spliced from 2 exons. The record is from RefSeq and is a predicted model, not a curated record. Lineage: Eukaryota; Viridiplantae; Streptophyta; Magnoliopsida; Caryophyllales; Amaranthaceae.